UAGUGAAGACAAAAGAUGGAUUUUUUUUGGGGGGGGAAUAGUAUUCGCCGGACUGUCAACCGUGAUGCGCAGUGCCACAACCUGAGAGGGCAGUUUGGUGCUGCAACUUGUUUAGUGAACUAUAACACUUUGCACAAUUGUGUGGUUCAGUGCAACGUCAGAUCAUCUUGUCUGCCACCUGAUGGUCUGAACGGGAUGGAGGAUGAGGAUGAUUGCCCAGAGUUGGUCCCCAUCGACGCCCAGCAUGGUGCUCCUGAAGAGCAGAUCCCUGUCACCAUCAUCACUGGGUACCUUGGUGCUGGAAAGACCACGCUCUUGAACUACAUCUUAACAAAACAACACAACAAGCGGAUUGCAGUCAUACUCAAUGAAUUUGGAGAAGGGAGCGCCCUUGAGAAGGCCCUUGCUGUGAGCCAGGCUGGAGAACUUUAUGAGGAGUGGCUGGAGCUGAGGAAUGGCUGCCUCUGCUGCUCUGUCAAGGACAAUGGCCUUAAAGCCAUUGAGAAUUUGAUGCAGAAGAAGGGCAAGUUUGACUAUAUACUUCUGGAAACUACAGGCCUUGCUGAUCCAGGCGCUGUGGCCUCCAUGUUUUGGGUUGACGCAGAACUUGGCAGUGACAUCUAUUUAGACGGUAUUGUGACCAUCAUCGACGCCAAGUAUGGACUCCAGCAUCUAACAGAGGAAAAGGCUGAUGGACUUGUGAAUGAGGCAGAAAGACAAAUUGCGCUCGCUGACCUGACAAUUAUCAACAAGACCGAUCUGGUGAGGGAGGCGGAACUUGCUCAAAUCCGAGACGCUGUCAGGUCAAUAAACGGUGUGGCGAAGAUCCUGGAAACCCAGAGAUCAAGGGUGGACCUCUCGGAAGUUCUCGACCUUCACUCUUUUGACAGUAAAAACGGAGCAAAUCUAGCAGAGAAGCUGCACAUUGCGAAACCGAGCAGACCUCAUCUUGACAAGAGUAUUUUAACAGUGACUUUUGAAGUGGCGGGAAGUGUUUCAGAAGACGCUCUAAAUGUUUUCAUUCAGGAUCUCCUCUGGGAAAAGACACUGCGAAACAAAGAGGGGAAACCCAUGACUGUCAUUCGCUUAAAGGGAAUCGUGUCAUUGGCGGCCAAAGCCCACCAAGUCAUGCUGCAGGGGGUCCACGAGCUGUAUGAGCUCAAUGAGACUCCCCAGCUUUGGGAGGAGCAGCCGCGGAUCAGCCGGCUGGUCUUUAUAGGAAAGAACUUGGACAAAGAUAUUCUCCAACAACAGUUCAUCUCCACUGUGCUACAAAGGCACGAAUAAUCUGAAGAUCUUUUCCUGGAAAACAGUCAAUUCUGUAGCAGGGUUUUGGAUUUCGGUCACUUAAGAAGACAGAUUAAGCUUCACUUAUUCACUGAAGAUUGAAGCACACCAGAGGUUAGCUAAUGAUAACACUAAGUCCAAACAUAAGAGGACAGUCUCUUUACUUAGAAAAGGGCCUUCUGAAAAAAUACAUGAUAAUACUGUAAUCGUGUGCUGGAUGUUACUUAUGUACGUAAUGCAAUUAACAAGUAACAUGAUUACAAAACUAUUUUUAAUUAAGAUGGCAAAUUCCACUGUAGAAUGAAAAUCAUGCAUCUCCAAUUAUUAUUUACUUUUUACAUGAAAAACGAAUAUUUUAUUUUGUGUGUGUGUGUGUAUUCUAAAACAAAAUAUUUGGAGUUAAAUCAUUUUCGUUUCACAGCAUUAAUAAAUUUUGUUUUAAAGCUG
Phyllopteryx taeniolatus (common seadragon) is the source of this 1734-nucleotide messenger RNA. RefSeq names its product COBW domain containing (gene zng1a). Gene Ontology annotation, cellular component: cytoplasm. The record is from RefSeq and is a predicted model, not a curated record. The coding region runs from base 16 to 1287 and encodes 423 amino acids. The transcript has 17 exons. Lineage: Eukaryota; Metazoa; Chordata; Actinopteri; Syngnathiformes; Syngnathidae.